Ceraceosorus guamensis is the source of this 1396-nucleotide messenger RNA. RefSeq names its product putative FEN1-fatty acid elongase. Bases 1 to 942 code for a protein of 313 amino acids. Gene Ontology annotation, cellular component: endoplasmic reticulum membrane. Gene Ontology annotation, molecular function: fatty acid elongase activity. The record is from RefSeq and is a predicted model, not a curated record. NCBI's taxonomy places the organism in Eukaryota, Fungi, Basidiomycota, Exobasidiomycetes, Ceraceosorales, Ceraceosoraceae. The transcript has 7 exons. Gene Ontology annotation, biological process: fatty acid elongation, polyunsaturated fatty acid; fatty acid elongation, saturated fatty acid; very long-chain fatty acid biosynthetic process.
AUGACGCUCCGCAAUGCGGUGCUGAGCGUUGUUCCGCUGACAGUGCGCGACGCAACUCCAACAGCCUGGCUGCAAUGGACGCCUUACGAGACACCGCUUUCCAAUCCCACCAGCGCGGCAGCAUGGAUCCUCUUUUGGCUCGCGGGCAUCUUCACUGGCAGAGCAUACAUGCGCUCCAAAGCUCCGUUCGGCAAGAGUCUCAAGUGGCCCUUUUUCGUGCACAAUGUGCUCCUCAGCGCAGGCAGCGGAUUGUUGUUGGCGCUCGUGUUGGAGGAAAUCUUGCCCAUUUGGAAAGCUCAUGGCUUCUUCUACGCCAUCUGCGACAAGGGCGCCUUUACUUCGAAACUCGAAACGUACUACAUCAUCAACUACUACUUCAAGUAUUACGAGCUGUUCGACACGGUGUUCCUAGUGUUGAAGAAGAAGCCCUUGACUACGCUGCACGUCUAUCAUCAUAGCGCGACGGCAUUGCUGUGCUUCUCGCAGCUUUAUGGACAGACGAGCGUGCAGUGGGUGGUCAUCAGUUUGAACCUGUUCGUGCAUCUCAUCAUGUACGCAUACUAUGCCCUCACGGCUUUGCGCAUCCCAUGCCCAUGGAAGCGCCUAGUAACGAUUGCGCAAAUCACGCAAUUCGUCAUCGAUCUGAUCAUCGUCUACUUUGCAUCUUGGCAACACUAUGCUUGGAAGUGGAAUUUCCGAGCUCUGACCUGCGGAGAUUGCGCAGGCAGGGAAUACGCAGCUUGGGCAGGCAUGGCAGUCUUGACCUCCUACCUCUUGCUCUUCGUCGACUUUUACAAGCGCUCCUAUGCCCCCAAACGUCGAGCUACGAGGGAUGGGACGAGCUCGCCGCGCAAUGCUGAAAAAGGACCGGCAGCAGGGCGCGAUGCUAGCGCGCAGAACGCCAGCCGCACUGCUGCCAGCGCUGGAGAUUGGAAGAAGUGAGGUUCAUUGGUGCGGAUCGGAUCGAGGUCUCUCGCGGCCCGAGAGAGGGAAUGUACGUUGUGCCGGGAAUGUACGUCGUGCCCAGCACGCAUCAGACAAAAUGCUCCCAGCUAGACGAGCGCAGCAUCACCAAGAGCAAUGGACGCAUCCCAGACCAUGUCGUCAGCGCACCAUCAUGUUCGACACAGCGCGAGAGCAGCGGUCAGAGAGGCAGAAACAUAGACGCAAAAGGCACACUCCCAUGCAAUUGACGAAUUUUGCAAGCGGUGGCUAUCUCCCCGCUGCUGCACUGUGACCGCGAGACUGAUUGGCUUGCGCAGCAGCAGCUGCUGCUGCUGCAUUCACAUCCGCAUGAGCUCUCUCUAUCCUCUUGCGAUUUUCUUCUCUUCCUCUAGCCCUCUUGCUCAUCCUCCCAUCAUCGUCUCUGUGUCCAUACCCUCGCUUGACAUGAUCC